CUUGCUCAGGUUCUUCGAGCAUACUCUCCAGUCGUUUCUGUCGAAGUCAACCACUACUGAUUGUCUGUUCUAUUGUCAAAAUGACCGAAGAGAAAAAUCGCAAUGACUCUGUUUCUGAGAAAAAAGAUGCUGCUGUGUCUGAUAAUGGCAGCUUAGGCUCCAAGAAACUUGUCGCAGAGGGUGAACAAGCCGAUGUGUCCUCAGACUCUCCAGCAAAAGACUCUCAUCCUGGGCAUGAAUAUCCUGGAACAUUAUCGCUCGUGGCUAUCAUGAUUGCGGUAUACUUGGCAAUAUUCCUCGUUGCUCUUGACCGGACCAUCAUUGCUACUGCGAUCCCACGGAUCACCGAUGAUUUUCACGCCCUCGACGACAUUGCCUGGUACGGCAGCGCGUACCUUUUGACAAGUUGCUCUUUUCAGUUAACAUUCGGACGGCUAUUUACCUUCUACUCACCCAAGUGGAUCUUCUUGCUUGCUAUCAUCAUCUUCGAAAUAGGAUCCGCCGUAUGCGGUGCUGCGCCAACCUCAACAGCAUUCAUUGUUGGUAGAGCGGUUGCGGGAAUGGGAUCUUGCGGUAUAUUCUCUGGAGCAAUUGUGAUUGUGACCGAUGCAGUGCCAUUACAAAAGCGCCCCAUGGUGACGGGUAUGAUGGGUAGUCUUUUUGGGAUUUCUUCUGUUAUUGCCCCUCUGAUGGGAGGCGCAUUCACUGAUAAUGUGACAUGGAGAUGGUGCUUUUACAUCAACUUGCCAAUUGGUGCAGUCACUAUUCUCGUCAUUACCUUUAUCCUACAGGCAAAUCCCCCACCAAACCCAAGCCCCGCGCGUACCCUAAGUGAUCGUUUUCACCAACUCGACCCUCUCGGAACUUUGGCUUUCCUACCAAGUAUCGUGUGUCUAAUUCUUGCUCUCCAAUGGGGUGGCACACAAUACUCGUGGAGCAAUGGACGAAUCAUUGCCUUGUUCGUUGUAUUUGGUGUACUCAUGGUAGCGUUCAUCUUGAUUCAGAAGUGGAAACAAGAGACAGCCUCGGUGCCACCUCGAUUUGUAAAGAAGAGAAGCAUAGUGUCAGGCUCCUUCUUCUCUCUAUGUGUUGGAGGAUGUAUGAUUCUCAUUGUUUAUUACCUCCCUGUUUGGUUCCAAGCUAUCAAAGGAGUGAGCCCAGUCAAGUCGGGUAUCAUGAACUUGCCGCUGGUAUUGUCACUCGUUGUCGGUACUAUUAUGGCAGGAGUUCUCGUCUCAAAGCUGGGAUACUUCACCCCUUUUAUGUUUCUCGGCACUAUCUUCAUGUCGAUCGGCGCGGGGCUCUUGACAACCUUUACUACAACCACCAAUCACCCCAUGUGGAUUGGCUACCAGGUGAUUCUGGGGUUGGGGAUCGGUUUUGGUAUGCAGCAACCAAGUCUUGCAGCUCAAACUAUUCUUGAGCGCAAGGAUGUUCCCACCGGUGCAUCUCUCAUGAUGCUAUUCCAGUCACUGGGAGGUGCCAUCUUCUUGGCAGUUGCUCAAACCGUCUUCGACAAUGGUCUGGUAAAUCGCGUACAAGAAUCACUCAGCGGGGAGCAUGGUCAGAAUAUUGCUCAACUAGUUCUUCAAGCUGGCGCAACGGGUAUUCGCAAUCUCGUCAGCCCGGCAGACUUACCUGCAGUUUUGGUUGCAUACAAUUCAGCCAUCACGAAGGCUUUCUACGUCGCCGUAGGUCUCUCAUGUGCCUCAAUAUUUGGCGCUCUUUUUAUGGAGUGGGUGAGCGUCAAGGGAGGAGACAAAGAGAAUGGGCCUAUUACCCCUAAAGAUGAAGAAGCUUGAGUCCCGGCAUUACCCUACCAUCGUGUAAGAUUUAGCAAAGAG
Talaromyces proteolyticus is the source of this 1844-nucleotide messenger RNA. Its product is annotated as putative efflux pump antibiotic resistance protein. Gene Ontology annotation, biological process: transmembrane transport. The record is from RefSeq and is a predicted model, not a curated record. The transcript is spliced from 2 exons. The coding region runs from base 81 to 1802 and encodes 573 amino acids. Gene Ontology annotation, molecular function: transmembrane transporter activity. Lineage: Eukaryota; Fungi; Ascomycota; Eurotiomycetes; Eurotiales; Trichocomaceae.